Molecule: messenger RNA, 1264 nt
Organism: Hevea brasiliensis (rubber tree)
Lineage: Eukaryota; Viridiplantae; Streptophyta; Magnoliopsida; Malpighiales; Euphorbiaceae
Product: ethylene-responsive transcription factor 2
Exons: 1
Coding region: 149-952 (267 amino acids)
Biological process (GO): ethylene-activated signaling pathway; regulation of DNA-templated transcription
Molecular function (GO): DNA binding; DNA-binding transcription factor activity
Source: RefSeq, a predicted model, not a curated record
AAAAUCCUCACCCGUAGAAGAAGAAGAAGAAAAAAAAAAAAAAGAAAAAAAACACACCGACAACCUCAAGCAACGCAACAGAAGAACAGAGCACUUACCUUAAUCGUAGAUUUUCUCUUGUCUGUAAUCUUUCUUUAGGUUUCAGGAAAUGAACGGACAAAGUGAGACCGAUUUUGCCCUUCUUGAAUCAGUUCGGUGGCACUUGCUAGGAGAAUCCAUGGCUUCUUGUAAUAAUUCAACCCCUGCUCUUCCUGCCACUACCCCUGUAUAUUGCAGGAGCUCAAGCUUUGGCAGUUUGUACCCUUGUUUAACGGAAACUUGGGGCGAUUUGCCACUCAAAGUCGAUGAUUCUGAAGAUAUGGUGCUUUACGGCGUCCUCCGCGACGCUCUCACUGUUGGCUGGGUCCCUUGCCUCAAGAAUGAGCUGCAACCGGAUUUCCCUCCGGUGAAGUUGGAACCCCAGGAGAAUUUCGCGUUGUUGCAGGAGAGUGUUGCUACUCCGGCGACCACUGUACUGCCUCCUGAGACGAUUGCGUCUCAAGAUGCUGAUGCUGCUGUUACUACUACUCCCGCAGCGGCCCCUGCGAAGGGGAAGCAUUACAGGGGAGUCAGGCGGCGGCCGUGGGGUAAAUUCGCAGCGGAGAUUCGAGACCCGGCAAAAAAAGGGGCUCGGGUUUGGUUAGGCACAUUCGAGACAGCGGAGGAUGCGGCUUUGGCUUAUGAUCGCGCUGCUUAUCGAAUGCGUGGCUCGAGGGCGCUGUUGAAUUUCCCGUUGAGGGUGAAUUCCGGGGAGCCCGACCCGGUGAGAGUGACUUCGAAGAGGUCAUCGCCGGAGCCAUCAUCCUCGACAUCAUCGGGAUUGGAGAGUGGUUCACCGAAGAGGAGAAGGAAGGCUGUGACUUCCGCCACGACAACGGCUUCAACUACUACAGUAGUGGCAGAAGCCGGUUGAAACUGGAAAAUGCAUUUAAAUACCAGGAGGCAGCAAGUACACAUGACGAGCAGCUAUUGGUUAGCCAGUAAUACUAAAUGGGACUGCUCUACACAUCUGCAACAAUGGAAGUACAGAAAAAAAAAAAAGAAAAGAUUGAUACCUCAAAUCGGCAGUGUAAAAUGUCCAUAAGCAUUUCCAUAAUUUUUGAAGUUUGAAAAGAGAAAAAAAAAAAAAAAGAAGAGCAGUUUGGCUUGUGAAUACAAAAAUAUGUUUUUUGUAUGAUGGAAACUUUUUCUCUUGAAUGGAAACAUUUUAUUCUUUAUGGAUUUA